Messenger RNA from Ectocarpus sp. CCAP 1310/34, 2312 nucleotides. NCBI's taxonomy places the organism in Eukaryota, Phaeophyceae, Ectocarpales, Ectocarpaceae. The record is from the annotation of a GenBank genome assembly.
GGGGGCGGGCGGUAGUGCUCAGGGAGAAGCCGGCCAGGCUGACGCUAUGGAGGUUGACCAGCCGUCUGUUCCGGCCAUGGGCAUUGAAGUGUGUCGGGCUGCGCUGGAGGCCAUGGCGGCGGGACACUUCGACGCGGACAGCCAGGCCUGCGUGACAACGCUCGCCAAGGUCAUCGACAACGUCGUUCACCGUCCUGGGGAUUCUCGGACGCGGCAGAUCCGCUGCGCGAACGCGGCGUUUCAGCACAAGGUGGGCCGCAUCACCGGAGGCAUCUCGUUCCUAGAAGGCGUCGGGUUCGUGUCCCGAGAAGAGGGACCGCAGCAGCAGCAGCAGCAGCAGCAGCUCUUGGGCGGUGGCGGCGGCGGCGGCAGCGCGGGGGACAGGUUUCUCGUUCUCGCACCCGAGCGCGAGGACGCUGGUCUCCUGAAAGCGGCAAGGGACCUCUUGUCCAAGCAGGCGGAGGCGCUGGGGGUGCCCCGGGAGCGCAUGCCUCAGCCGCCUCGGGCUCGUCCUUCUCCGCCGCCGCCUUCCGCGGGGCAGGCGGCUCCUGCUGCGUUUGACCCGUACAAGCCCUUCAUGACAUCCACAGCGCCCACUCCGAAGGACCCCCAGGAGUCAUCCCUCACGGAGAAGCGACUGGAGGAACUCCUCGCCAAGCGGGCGGCGGUGGUAACCUUGCCCAGCCAGGCGGCAGCGGCGGCGGCAGCGGCGGCGGCGGGAGGCUUCUCCGUCGGCGCGGCAGGAAGAGAAAGAGACGGGAGUUCAGGGAUGGGAGGCGGUGGUGACGGGGAGAGGGGAGACGGGGGUCUUCUGGCGAAGAAGGUGGCGCGGCAGAUCGCGGAGAGGAAGAAGCAGGACGAGGUCCCCUUCCAGACAAAGGCCAUGAGGGAUAUCGAGCGACUGCAGAAGUCGACCGUGUACCGGACCACCGUUAUCAAGGUUCAGUUCCCCGACCGGGUGGUCCUGCAGUCGACGUUUGCGUCGACCGAAGGCGUGAAGGACCUUCUGGACGUCGUCAAGAGCAGCUUGGAAGAUGACGUAGCGGCAAGGCCGUUCGAGCUGUACGUGAGCCCUCCCCGUGUCGUCCUGAAGGCCGCCUCCUCUCUCUCCGACGCCGGUCUCGUACCGGCCGCUCUGGUCUACGUCUCCUGGAGAGAGGUUCCCCCGACAGGCGAGGCCGAAGGGGGCUACCUCAAGCGAGAGCUUUUGUCUGGCACAACACCGGGGACGGCGGCGGCGGCAUCGGCACGCCCCGUUGGCGUAGCGCUAGAUGGCGGCGCGAAAGGCUCCGAAGAGUCGAAGACGGGGGGAGGAUCUGCUGGUGGCGGCAGCAGGCUAGGGGGCAAGGCCGGAGGUUCCAGCGGGGGAAAGCGGACCGGAAAGCCUAGCUGGUUGAAGAUCAACUAGCCGUUUGCCGAACCAAAACUGUCCGUGCUUUGUUAGCUUCACGAAUUGGCGCGUGAAGUUGCCCUGACUGCUGUGGUGUCAUCGCAACGAAAUCGUUCUUUCUGCCAACUUUGUAGUCUAUCUAUAUCUUUGUGCGACCCCGUUAGUUUUUGAGAGCGCUCGGUGUCUCGAAACCAGCGGGGGCAGGGGUAACUUGAGCGGAAAGCUUCGGGGUCGGUGUCAAGGCCGCAGAAAAAGCAAACAGUUUAUUUUGGAAAUACUACGUCGUGCGGUCGAGAAUAUCGGAACCACGUUAUGUUGGAAAUGCCACGUCGUGAGGUCCUCGGAGACGCCUAUUGUUUUCGGCUUUGCAGACUCUUUUCGGAGCCGAGCAAUGGGGAGCUUGGGAAGUUGACGGAGGUACAGACACUCGGACAUCGUUUGUUCUACUUCGAGGGGAGCCUCGACUGACUGCUGUGAUAUCCCCCUUACCGUCGACAGUUGUUGCAUGAAUGGACGGGACGUUGCAUAAACGUACGUUCGGAGGGAGAGGUUGCAGUCGAUGCGAGUGGUCGCUUUCCAUCGCAUCAAGCGAAGGGGUCACGGCUGAACAGCCAGGGGGCACGACGUGUUUUUUUUGUGCGUGAAAAACGACGUAUCAUAUUUCCUCCUUGACCCUGUAGAUUACUUUGAGGAGGUAGGCCUUGUGUGAUGGGCGAAUGAUCCAUGUCCUCGUUUUUGUGCUCGUGAUCGACUGUCUUCCGCGGAAGCCUUCGCUGGGUCAAUAUAUCGGGUACUACUGUGACGCACGCGUCUGGGAUGACAACGCGCGGCGGGCUCCAGGGUCUACCCCUUAACCGCAAGCUCUUUGGCACCGGGAGAUGUGAAAGUUGAUCGAAAUUUCGACACAGUAGUGAUGAAGCGG